AUUACGUCGUGUACGCAUAGUAUUUUUCAGUCAGACGUCAGUAGGACAUUGUAAACAUACAUACAUAAUUCGGAUGUCGUUCGUAUGUCAGUGUUGGAUGGGUUCUCGACAAUUCUAAUAAGUGAUGUCAACGAAGCAUAGUUGCGUGACGAAAUUUUCCGUGAAUUUUUGUAAGAUCUUGCUACAUUUAUGAAUUCAUAAAUGCGCCAAGAUUUUAUGCAGGUUUACCACUUUUUCACACCGAAUUUACUAGUUACUGCUUGUAUGGCUAGUGAAGAAGUGAAGUAGUGAAGUCUGGUACGUAGGAGACGACUGGAGACGACACGUUCACGUACCGCUCGUUAAGUGUGAUAAGUGGUUGUCAAUUGAGCGGUUUAUUCAGGCUGUCACUUAAGACAUUUCGAGCAAAGAAUCGCAGCAGAUCUAGGACGUUACUCUACAGUGUUGACGUGAGUCAUCGGCUGACUCUUAUGUCAGCGGGAACAUAAAUUGGAGUAAGGAUGGUUCAUUAGCCAAAGAACGUGAUCAGCAAGGCAACAUUAUCAGGAAGAAAUGGAAGAUGAACAUCCUGGAAGAGAGGCCAAUAAGAUUUGUGGUGUCUGCGGUGAUAAGGCCUUAGGAUACAACUUUAAUGCAGUCUCCUGCGAGAGUUGUAAAGCCUUCUUUAGAAGAAAUGCCUUGAAGAAUAAGGACUUUCGGUGUCCAUUCACAGAGAAUUGUGAUAUUACUGUGGUAACGAGACGGUUCUGUCAAAAAUGCCGAUUGGACAAAUGUUUCAAUAUAGGCAUGCGGAAGGAGUAUAUAAUGUCCGAGGAAGACAAAGUUCUCAAACGUCAGAAAAUUGAACAAAACCGUGCGAAAAAACGGCCACAGUCCAAAAGUCCAAAAGUGCCAAAAAUGAAAAGAGAGAGUAUCGAGGAUAGUAAUUUUGAUAAUGAUACUAUCUCUACAGCCUCAGUAGCAUCUGUUGCUUCAGUCGCAUCUGAAACAUAUAUGUGGGAGUCUGAUCGUAAAUAUACAGAUUUAGAUGCCAAUAGACAACCAGUGAUUGAUAAUAUGAGUCCUGUCACUGCAGCUAGCGUACCGAGUCCUUCAAGUCCACCUGAAGGCGCCAAUAUCGCGGGAUCAAAAACGUUAGACAUGCUUAAAGAGUCUACCAGUCAUUCUGCUAUCAAUUUUGGAAAAUACGAUCGAAACACUUCCAGAUAUGAUCAAAGUACUUCGAAUUUUGACGAGGGUUCUUCAAACCAAGCAAGAUAUGAGGAUAUAUCAUCUAACACAACAAAAAAUGAACGUAACAAGAUGAAGCUAGUAAAUUAUGAACAAAAUAUGUUUUUUGAUUCUCAUUUGCAAAGUUCUGCUGGUGCAUCAAGGUAUAUUGCGAAAUUUGACUGUAAUAUAUCCAAAUCGUCAAGAGUUGAACAAGAUUUUGAACAAAGAAAAUCACCCUUAGCGUACACAGACUGUUCCUCGACGUCUAGAAUAGAGUCUAAGUUGCAAACUGACCCACCUCAAGCCAUAAACAUGCAGAUGGUCGCCGAGGAAACGACGAGUUGUCAAAAGCCAAAGGAAACAUGUCCGAAAGGAACUGGUCUAGUCUCAAAAUUCAUGGAAAAUCCUAGCCUCAUUGUAAAGUUUCUUAGCAAUCCUACUCUAGUUGCUAAGAUAUUUCAAGAUCAAAGAUUGAUAGCAAAAAUCAUGACAGAUCCUGAUACAGUGACAAAACUAUCAGCGGAUCCACAAAUUUCACAAUUUUUGGAAGAAAAUAACAUAGUUUCCUCUUCUGUAAAACAAGAAUCUGAUAAUGACAGCAGUAAAGUCCAAACGGAACUUACUGAAAAUCUUGCAAAUAAUGGAAUUUCAGAUAAUAUGAUUAGGCACAUGUUAGAGGGUGAACAGCAUCAGGUUGAGAAUCCAAUUUUAACGAAUCUAAUAACAAAUAGGAAUCCAGAAGAGUGUAAAAAUCAAAGUGAAGAACCUAGUACGAGUAGUGAUUUUAACAAGAGCAUGGAAGAUGUUACCAGGGAUGUUCUUCAAGAUGUACAAAGAAUACCAAUUGCCGCCAAUUCUAUAGAGUCGAUACUUUGCGAAGCGAUUAAGUUGGAAUUUUCGGCUUACUCCGCUUUGGGUGGCAAUCAAAAUAGCAGAGAGUUGAACGACGCUGAAAGGGCAAAGCUCAAUGAACUGAUUGUGGCAAAUAAAGCGCUGCUGGCCCCCUUGGACGAUGACAUUACGAAUCUAGUAGGAGAACAAUGCAGAUUCAAGAGCAACUCGGGCCAAUCUGAUCCUAUGUUGUUAGACGUAAUCAAUUUAACGGCAAUCGCAAUCAGGAGGCUGAUAAAAAUGUCAAAGAAGAUCAACGCCUUCAAGAAUAUGUGCCAAGAAGAUCAAUUGGCUCUCUUGAAAGGUGGCUGCACGGAAAUGAUGAUUUUGCGGUCCGCCAUUAAUUAUGAUCCUGAUAAAGACAUAUGGAAGAUACCACAUAGCCAGGAGAGAAUGUCUAAAAUAAAAGUGGAUGUGUUAAAAGAGGCCAAAGGAAAUUUGUAUGCCGAACAUGCAAGAUUUGUUAGAACUUUUGAUCCAAGAUGGCGGGACGAGAAUAUCAUAUUAAUUUUAAGUGCGAUAGCUCUUUUUACACCCGACAGACCACACGUGGUACACAGUGAUGUUAUCAAAUUGGAACAGAAUUCUUAUUACUACCUUCUUAGACGUUAUUUGGAGAGCGUCUAUCCAGGUUGCGAAGCAAAAUCCACAUUUUUAAAGUUGAUACAAAAAAUUUCGGAACUUCACAGACUGAACGAUGAAGUUGUGGGAGUAUACUUGAACGUGAACCCGUCCAGCGUAGAACCGCUGUUAAUAGAAAUAUUUGAUUUGAAGCAUUGAACUCUCAGAGAUAUAAUAACAUGAAAAGUGUCCAAUCAUCUAUUUUUGGAGAAAAUUCAUCCAAUUGAGAUGAAACAAAAGCUAAUGCUUUCUCAGUUAUAUUUGAAGCAAUCGUAUACCAGGUAAUCGUUACGUCUUAAAGACGUAGCUGUUAAUUUAUUAAAUUUCUGUAAUAAAAAUCGUCAUUUUACACGAUUGUCGUUAAAAAUUGUUAUAAUUCUAUGAAGAUCCCGUAGCAAAUUGUAUAGCGUUAAAAGAUGCUCGGGCGUUGUGGAUCAACGUUGCUUUAAUUAAUUUCUCUUUUCUAUUUAAAAAAAAAAAGUAUAUAUAACAAAGUCACGAAAGAAUUUCCAUAAGGUUUUAAGAAAAUCCAUCAUUUGUAUAUACCUACCCCUAGGAAAGCCAUGAAUGUUUUUUUACAUCGACUCCGAGCGUCAUUGAAUCUGUCAAAAAUCCAUGCAAUUUAAUGAUAAACAAUGGUGCUUUGAGCUUUUCAAGAAUUUAAAACAAACAAUUCAUGAAGUCCAAAAAAUGUGUCGAGUAUUUCUGGAGUCAUAGCAUAAAUAUGCAAAGAACGAUGCAAAAAAUAGUGAAAAAUAUUAGCUGGUCCUAAUUCGAGUAAAAAACUCGAAGCAGAGUCAUGAUUUCCCGUAAGCCUAUCAUGAAUUAUUAUUACUAUCAAUAAUUUAAUCUUCAAGCAGGAGCACUAUAACGAAUGAAAAACUAUACCCAAUUAUUUCACUGUAUUUUUUUCCCAACCUGAGAUAUCGCAUUGCUCUUCUUUAACGAGGCAUAUUGAUCUCUAUAAAUGACGCUCGGAAAAAAAUUACUUUACAAAUUUUAUUAAUGCUCUACGCGUAUAAGCGGCUAGACAUUUCAAUACGGAAGCCUGAAUAUAUUUUGUAUUGUGCUUAGAAUGUGACGAGUGUAUGUGCAAAUGUGUGUUGAAAGUGUGCAAAAGUGAUAAAACAAAAAAGUAAAGAUUAUCACGAAAGAAUAGUGCGAUUUAUAAAUGGGGAGAAAGAAACGAGACAAUGUAACGGGUGUACGCGUUACGGAAAUUAUAAUGUACACGAAAAUUGUGAUAAUGCGAUAUAUGAAUAUAUUUUUCAAAGAAC
Messenger RNA from Cephus cinctus (wheat stem sawfly), 4001 nucleotides. It is a transcript of the gene Hr96, whose product is annotated as nuclear hormone receptor HR96. The record is from RefSeq and is a predicted model, not a curated record. Gene Ontology annotation, molecular function: zinc ion binding; nuclear receptor activity; RNA polymerase II cis-regulatory region sequence-specific DNA binding. NCBI's taxonomy places the organism in Eukaryota, Metazoa, Arthropoda, Insecta, Hymenoptera, Cephidae. The transcript is spliced from 6 exons. Bases 553 to 2883 code for a protein of 776 amino acids. Gene Ontology annotation, biological process: positive regulation of transcription by RNA polymerase II; cell differentiation; negative regulation of transcription by RNA polymerase II.